AAGACAGGCAGUAAUGCAGAUAAGGGAUAAUAUCGUAAGCUGAGAUGUAUGCUGUUUUACACCUUUAAUGAUGUCAUACUGAGGAAAUGCUCAUCAAUGCCCUGUGUCUUUUAGGUGGCCAUCAAACACAUCCCAAAGGGGAAAGUGUACUGCAAAGUGAAGGAUGAUAACGGGAAGAAUGUGUCAGUGGAAGUUGCCAUCAUGCUGAAGCUUGCAGCUGAAGCAGAUGGAUCAGUGGAAACAUCAGCCCCAGUGUCUCUGUUGGAGUGGUUUGACUUUGGCAGAGAGCUGAUCCUGGUGAUGGAGAGACCUGUCCCCGCUGUGGACCUGGAUAAAUACAUAGAAGAAAAUGGAGGAUUUUUGCCAGAGGACAAGGCCAAGGUCAUUCUGAAGCAGCUGGUUGAUGCUGCGAAGCACCUGGAGGAUAAACACAUCUUUCACCGGGACAUCAAGAGUGAGAACAUUCUAAUUGAGACCGGCUCAGAUGUACCGCGUGUUCGUAUCAUCGACUUUGGACUGAGCUGCUUUGUUAAGGAGCAGUCGCAGUACCGCGUCUUCUAUGGUACAGAAAUUUACUCCCCUCCCGAGUGGUACGGGCGCAGUUGCUACAGGUGUGGACCCACCACGGUAUGGCAAAUGGGAGUGGUUCUGUACGAAGCGCUUCAUGCCGGGGACUUUAACACCACGAGCUUCCUCAAAAAGCGCCUGAAAUUCAAAAGACAUCUGUCCAAAAACUGCCGGGAUUUCUUGGACGCGUGUUUAACCAAAGUCCCGGAGACGCGGCCGACGCUGGAGGAGCUACAGCAUCACACUUGGCUGAGAUAAGCCUAUCACACACACACACAAACACACACAAUUCAGACGUUAUCAUUUAUGUGUGAUGUAUGAAUUACCUUUCUUUUUUUCAGGAAAUAAUUUUUUUUAAUUGGCCCACUUUAAAUUUCAGUGUUUUGGAAUUCCUGUAACCCCCCCAGCCAUCCCAGGAAAGGGGAUCUCUCUUUGAAUGGGCUUUCCCGAGGUUUCUUCCCGUCAGUCUGGCCCCCCCAGGGGAGUUUUUCCUCGUCUUCAUAGAGAGCUUGGGCUGGCUCAGGAGCUCCAUCAAAACUGUCUUUAUUUAAUUACUCUAAUGUAAUCAUAUACUUUAAAGUAAUCAAAUAAAAGACAGUAAAAAUCUGAAGACUUGAAGUAAACUUCCAUUAAAAUAAAACUUGUUUAAUUCAU
Messenger RNA from Maylandia zebra (zebra mbuna), 1221 nucleotides. Its product is annotated as serine/threonine-protein kinase pim-3-like. Lineage: Eukaryota; Metazoa; Chordata; Actinopteri; Cichliformes; Cichlidae. Gene Ontology annotation, cellular component: cytoplasm. Gene Ontology annotation, biological process: negative regulation of apoptotic process; regulation of mitotic cell cycle; protein autophosphorylation. Gene Ontology annotation, molecular function: ATP binding; protein serine/threonine kinase activity. The record is from RefSeq and is a predicted model, not a curated record.